CAACACCACCUACACCUACGUAUUGGCCUUAUUGCUUACGACGUAUUUAUACAUAUAUGGAAAGAUCCUGUGUCCUUCCCUACAUAUAAAGAUUCUGUUUUUCCAGUUUUUUUUUUUUGUUUUUUUUUCUGAAUCAGAUCCUUAUUCUUGACCCCUUUCGAUCAGAUUCAUGGCAACGACUCAAUCACACACCUCAGAUCUUACUUCUGAGGAGCAACCUGCUAGUCUGGACAUCAUGAAGGAACAGCCUGUUCCGGCAAACAACGAGACAUCAGCCUCUUUUAAGUCCUCCCAGGAAGCUGCUGUUGUAGUUCAUCCAGCAAAAGUUGCUCCACUGACUGGACCUUAUGGUUUAUCAGGUGAUUUUGCCGGACACUUACCUAGCAGCAUCCUCUCUCCUCAAGCACAAGGCUUUUACUAUAGAGGUUAUGAAAACCCCUCUGGCGAAUGGGACGAAUAUUCUUCGUAUGUCAAUGUUGAAGGGUUGGACAUCACAUCUCCUGUUGGCUUCAAUGAGAAUGCUUCUCUGGUCUACCAAACGGGAUACGGAUAUAACCCUCAAAUGCCAUAUGGGCCAUAUUCCCCUGCUGCAAGUCCCUUACCUUCUGAGGGGCAGUUGUAUUCGCCACAGCAGUUUCCGUUUUCGGGGGCAUCACCGUAUUACCAGCAGGUAGUUCCUCCUAGCAUGCAAUAUAUUACUUCUCCAACUCAGCCCGAGCUCACCAGCCUUGUCGGUGUUGACCAACAAGGUGAUAACAUUGGACCACGCCCCUCCUACCAUCCUCAUCCCAUUGGACCGUUUAAUGGAAAUCAGCCAAACCUUGGUUUUCCUGAAUGGCAGCAAGGUUUUGACGGGGGGAUGUGGUCAGAUUGGUCCAAGCCUUCUGAUAUGCACAGGCAUUCUUCUUCUAUUUCACCAGCUUUAUCUCCUCAGCCACUUGGCUCAUUUGGAUCAUUUGGCCAGAACGUUCCCAUGGGAUCACAGCGACAAAGAUCAUUUUACGGUUUUGGAUCUGGUUCGAACUCUUAUAACAGAGGUUACAUGCAUAGUGGUGGUCGUGGCCAAGGCUCUAACUAUGGAACUAGACUAAUUUCUAAUGUGGGUAUGGGAAACCAAGGCUGGAUGGGGGUUGACAACACUAGAGGGCGUGGAAGGGUUAGCGAUCUAUCUCUGAGUGGUGGCUAUAAUGGUACCUUUGAUAUCCUGAACGAGCAAAAUCGAGGACCAAGGGCUUCAAAGCCCAAGACUCAGGUCUCAGAGGAGCUUGAUUCUGCUGCUGAUUCUAAGAAAAAUAACAAAGGCAGUGCAACGGAACACGAGGAAUCCAACAACAGUUCGGAUUUUAUCACCGACUACGAUAACGCCAAGUUGUUCAUCAUCAAGUCUUACAGUGAAGACAAUGUUCACAAGAGCAUUAAAUACAAUGUGUGGGCUAGCACCCCUAAUGGCAACAAAAAGCUUGACGCUGCUUAUCGUGAGGCCAAGGACGAGAAAGAACCCUGCCCAGUGUUUCUUCUGUUCUCUGUAAAUGCGAGUUCUCAAUUCUGUGGUGUAGCGGAGAUGGUUGGACCUGUUGAUUUUGAGAAGAGCUUUGAUUACUGGCAACAAGACAAAUGGAGUGGGCAGUUCCCAGUGAAGUGGCACAUUAUCAAAGAUGUUCCAAACAGUCAGUUCCGCCACAUUAUAUUGGAAAACAAUGACAAUAAGCCUGUGACGAAUAGUCGAGACACCCAAGAAGUAAAACUGGAACAUGGCAUCGAGAUGCUGAAGAUCUUCAAGAACUACGACGCUGACACGUCAAUCUUGGAUGAUUUCGGGUUUUAUGAAGAGCGGGAGAAAAUUAUACAGGACCGGAAGGCAAGAAGACAGCCAAGCUUGCCGUCGGUAGGAGUGGUAGCAGGAGAAACAGAACAUAAACCUGCAUCUGCUGCAUUGCCAACAGAGUUCAUCAAGAACAUGUCCAAAAGUUUUGCACAAGUUGUCCGCGUGGACGAGGGGAGCAAAGAAGCAAGCAAGGCCAGUUCAUCUCCAGAUGCAAUUACAGCAGUCUCUUCCGGUCAAUCCAACUAGUAAGUAAAAGACAUGAAAUUAGCAAAGACUUAUGUUUUCAAUUCCAUAAUAUAUGAUAUUUUGUUUGUUCUAAGAAGGUAUUCAAAUGAAAGUUUUACGUCUGACCGGGUCUGGUUUUUGUGUAAAGUAAAGCUUCUUUUUUUUUUGCCCUUUUCUGCUUCCGGGGUCUUUAGCUAAAUUUGAUUCAUUUCCCUCUUUUCAAUGUUUUCUAUAUAAUACCCUCACUCUUCUGGGUUUGAUUAGAAGAAGAAGAUGAAGAUAAUGUACGAAAGACAAUAUAAUGUUGCUCUUGUAAAGGAAAUGCCUCAUUUAUCUUUGCAGGCAGUUUUUUUUAUUAUGAAUAAAAAUGCAGAUUACACCCA
Camelina sativa (false flax) is the source of this 2433-nucleotide messenger RNA. RefSeq names its product YTH domain-containing protein ECT4. Gene Ontology annotation, biological process: mRNA destabilization. NCBI's taxonomy places the organism in Eukaryota, Viridiplantae, Streptophyta, Magnoliopsida, Brassicales, Brassicaceae. Gene Ontology annotation, cellular component: cytoplasm. Gene Ontology annotation, molecular function: mRNA binding. The record is from RefSeq and is a predicted model, not a curated record.